Triplophysa rosa is the source of this 3228-nucleotide messenger RNA. Its product is annotated as myelin-associated glycoprotein-like. The coding region runs from base 762 to 2471 and encodes 569 amino acids. The record is from RefSeq and is a predicted model, not a curated record. The transcript is spliced from 7 exons. Lineage: Eukaryota; Metazoa; Chordata; Actinopteri; Cypriniformes; Nemacheilidae.
AAAGUUGUCAAGUUUGCUUGAAUAUUUUUGCACAGGCAUGUAUGGUCACAUAAAAAUGCAGAUUAUUUAUAUGAAUAUGUCAACUGUUUUGCAUGUUUGGUGUAUUUCAGUGUGUGCUGACUCAGUCAUAUUGUUUUUCCAUUUAAAAAAUGUGUAAUAUCAAACCUCACAACCAGAAAUGAGCAAAAAGCUGUGAGAGAGGAAAUGGGUGAAAAUGUGAGAGUGAGUCAGAGUUCAACAAGUGAUCAUACUGCAUUAAAGAUGCUGACAUCUAAGUGUUUCACCUGUUUACAUUUGUGUGUGUGUGUGUGCGUGCGUGCGUGUGUGUGUGGUGGGAUGUGUGUGUGUGGUGUGACACUGUGUGCGUGCUUGCGUGGUGGGAUGUGUGUGUGCGUGCGUGUGUGUAACUCUAGUAAUCUCUACCAAACCCAUAUAUAUCAGCCAGCUAGAAAAAGUUAUUAAACAUUGCAAAUUAAAAGGCCCGGCCUUACACUUUCAGUCAAUAUCAAAGUUUAUCCUGACAAAGGUUUUUAUUUAAACUAGACUAUUCUGUGACAGAUCAGCGAAACAGAAGACUAAAGUAUAAAUUGCAUUUUAAGAGUCAAGACAUGAAGAUGUUUGCUCAGGAACGUCAUGGAACAGAUCACAGAUCACAGUUACGAAACUUGCCAGACCUUCAAGUUCUGACUUCCCCCUGAAACAUAAAAAGACACAAAAUCCCCGCGGCAGAAUUCGUCCACUCCUGCAGCUCUCGUGCGGUCAUGGCUAUGGAUGCACUGAUCCUUUUCUUUACUCUGACGUCUGCAGCGUGUCUGUGGAGGAACACACCUGUCCUCUCUCUCUCCGUCCCAGAGAGGGUGUCUGCCCUGGAAGGGUCGUGUGUGGUCAUUCCCUGCUCCUUCAGCCCCGUGUCCAGCACACAGGUGAUGGAAGUUCUGCUCAAGAAAUCUUCUUCCGUCUUCAAGCUGAAGAGAACGGUCUUCACCAGCCACCGCAGUGACGUCAUUCAUCCCGACUACAGAAACCGUGUGUCUCUCGCAGGAAACAUCAGCUCAGGAGACUGUUCCAUCAACAUCAGCAGAAUCAGAAAGGAAGAUCAGAACACGUAUGACCUCCAGCUGAGGGAACCGGGUCAAAGGUCACCGACUGCAGAAACAAACAUCCAUGUCAGCGUAUUGAGUACACCAGAUCCGCCCGAGCUCACUGACCCAGGACCAGUGAAAGAAGGCCAGCGGGUGACGUUGAACUGCUCCGUCAGGCUGAGCUGUCCAUCCGAGCGGCCCGGUCUGGUGUGGAGGUGGGAGCGUGGACAACAGGACGGCAGCAGUGUGCACGGAGACACGGAGCUUCAGCGUGAGCCGGGUCAGUUCCCGCUUCUCCAGUCCAGCCUCACCUUCACCGUACCUCAACACACAAACCCACGAGUGAGAUGUCAAGUCACCUACACAAACAACCGGAGAUCUUCGGCCGUCAGAGAGAUUCUCGUUCACUUUCCACCCAGAGACGUCACCGUUCAGGUUCAGAGUGUGUCUGUUCAGGUAGGAGGAAUGGCGCUGUUGGGCUGCACCUGUAAGGCUGAUCCGCCCGUAUCUGAAUAUCAGUGGACCAGCGUUCAGUCCGGGAACACCGUCAUUCUGUCCAGACGCACUCCCACCGUACGCAUCUACAACAUCACCCGAGACACACGCCUCCAGUGCACCGCCACCAACAGACUGGGACAGGCCACGUCCCGUCUCACUGCUCUCAAUGUUCAAUACGCACCGGUGAUCCUGCGUGACUCCUCCUGCGAGUGGGACGGGUCUCUGCUGUCAUGCGUCUGUGUCGUGGACUCAAACCCUCGUCCGGCCGUCACCUGGAGUGUGAACAGCAGUCACCUGCCCGACAGCUACAACGUUUCUUAUUCAUAUUCCAACUUCAUAUUGACGUCGACUCUCAGAGGGAUGUCUGACCCCGGGCUGCCCGUGGAAUGUUACGUCAUCAACUCUCUGGGCAACCACUCCCGGCUCCUGUUUGAGUCUCCGAACGGUCAACAGAAAUCAAUCCAUGUUUCUUUAACAUCCACUUUGACAUUGACAGAGGUGAUUUACUCAUCCUCCUCGUGUUUUGUGACAGGUGGUGUGUUAUGGCCUCUGAUAGCGUCAGCAGCAUCUGUUGUGUUUCUUCUCCUGUGUCUUCUGAUGUUCUUCUGCUGUUUCAGGACAAACAGACCGACAUACAGACCUCCUGCCAUCCAUGCGGAGAAUCUGGCCAUCUAUCGGGAGCGCGCGCCGCUCUACGUCAACUGCAGUGAAGUCACCAACAUCUACACCAACGGCAGUUAUCAGCUCAUCUAUCAGAACGACACGCCCAUCUUCAUACGGACUACACAGACACAUAAGAGACAAAGACGAGCAGCGAGACGACAGCGAGCACAGAAAGAGAUUGUGAUGUCAGCAGAUUCAGACACGGCCGUCUAUGUGGAGGUCAUCUGACUUCACAUGAACACAUGCACACGUGACAGAAUGAAACCUCUCAACACGUUUCAUUCUUACCAUGAUGUCAUGUUUCAUUUCUGUAACGUUCAAGAAACAGAAUCAAAGCAAAUGUUGCCGUCAUGUCAGCUGCGGCGUGAAGAAAGUACAGCAGUGUAUGAAAAGAAAACGAAUCAAACCCAUUUCUGUUCAAUACUCUGUCAGUAAAGAAUCUUCAUGAAAGAUCAAAAAACACCAUUUGUCUAUCAAUGUCUCUACAAAGAGUCAAAUGUGAGGACGACACUUCUUAAGAUGAUAAUAUUAUAAAUCAGUGGAUAUGUGCACAUUUUACUAAAGUACUCCACAGUGUUUUUCAUGUAUACCGUACAACUAACACAAACCUAUUCAUGUCCUUUCAAAUCACAUGUUCAAAUGUCCUAAAUGACAACAACAAAAUCAUUUCACUUCACUACGGACUGAAUUCAUGACCCAUUCAAACCUUCUCAAGAGAUGGACGAGCAUCAGAAGUCUCUUUCACUUCAUCUGAAGACAUCAGUACUUCAUGAAGAGAAACUCUAACAAAGAUAUCAUUGGACACUAGGAGACACUGAGUGGAUUAGAAGGAUGAAAGACGUUCAUGUUUUGAGUGUUGUUAAGGUGGAGUAUUUAUUCAUCGUCAUAAAUCCGCAGGCGGGAUGAUUAAUCCUCAUCUGCUUCACCUCCUGUGUUAGCCGCAUUGAUGCGUUACCGCCCUUCCACCACGGCGAGGUACAGGUAG